Cyprinodon tularosa is the source of this 1324-nucleotide messenger RNA. RefSeq names its product dihydrodiol dehydrogenase, tandem duplicate 1 (gene dhdh.1). The transcript is spliced from 7 exons. NCBI's taxonomy places the organism in Eukaryota, Metazoa, Chordata, Actinopteri, Cyprinodontiformes, Cyprinodontidae. Bases 153 to 1157 code for a protein of 334 amino acids. Gene Ontology annotation, molecular function: nucleotide binding. The record is from RefSeq and is a predicted model, not a curated record.
GGAGCCUUCUACCCUCUGGUGCAGCAGCGUGACAGUUUAGUAAGUUUCUCCUCCACAAACGUGUGACACUUCCCAAGGUUACAAUCUGCCUGCAGCGAGGAUCCUUACCAAAGCAGCAUCACACUCAUUUGUCACUUACCAUCCAAUUCAACAUGGCAACUCGAUGGGGGCUUUGCGGAGCGGGAAAGAUAAGCCAUGACUUCAGUGUGGCCAUGAAGACUCUACCGGCUGAAGAUCAUCAGAUAGCAGCCAUUGCAUCAAGGAGCAUUGAGAGUGCAAAAGAAUUUGCCAAGAGGCACCAUAUUCCUAAAGUUUAUGGAAAUUAUGAGGAGCUUGCCAGAGACCCAGACAUUGACAUCGUCUACCUGGGAGUGCUGCACACAGAGCACUGGAAAGUUGGCCUGCUGUUCCUCAAGGCUGGGAAGAAUGUCCUAUGUGAGAAACCCUUUGCAAUGAACUCUAGGCAGGUCAAAGACCUAGUAGAGGCAUCAAAGACAAACAAUGUGUUCCUGAUGGAGGCUAUCUGGUCCCGCUGUUUUCCGGUGCAUGCUGAAGUUCGCAAGCUGUUGGCUGAAGAGACAGUAGGAGAGGUGAAGCUGGUGAAGGCCUACUUUGGCUCCCCUCAGCUCCAUAUUCCCCGCUCAGUGGAGAAGGAGCUGGGAGGAGGAGCUCUGCUGGAUAUAGGAGUGUACUGCCUACAGUUUGUAUUGAUGGUGUUUAACGGCGAGCGGCCAGAGUCUAUCCAAGCCACGGGUGUGCUGCUUGACUCGGGAGUGGAUGAGACUGUGGUUGUGGUGAUGAAAUUCUCCAGGAAGAGGAUGGCACUCUGUGCAUUUUCAAUAGCUGCCCCCUUCCCAAAUGAUGCAGUUAUUAGCGGCACCAAGGGAUCUAUCAAGGUGCUUGGGCCAAUGCACUGCCCUACAACGCUGGUGGUGAAUGACAAUAAGAGAGAGUACCCACUGCCUGAACCUUGCCUUCCUCUGAACUUCACCAACAGCACUGGGCUUCGUUACGAGGCCGAGGAAGUGAGGCAGUGCUUGUUAAAAGGACUUAAAGAGAGCCCACGGAUGCCUCUGGCUGAGUCCAUCUUACUGACAGAGUUAAUGGAUGAAAUCAGGAAACAAGUGGGAGUCGUCUUCAUCGACGACAGAAAGUGACACCAGUCCAAAGAAAAAAAUAUUACCUCCCCCUCCAGUAAACCUGCUCAGAUGAGACAGAGGGAGUUGCUUGAGCUUUGGGUUGUUAGGAUAAGCAGAUCACACAUAGACCAAAACACAAUAAUUGUUAUUGAGAUAUACUAUCAAAUUCAGAAUCAAUGUAUUAU